Messenger RNA from Momordica charantia (bitter melon), 3230 nucleotides. Its product is annotated as protein ALWAYS EARLY 2. Gene Ontology annotation, cellular component: nucleoplasm; transcription repressor complex. Lineage: Eukaryota; Viridiplantae; Streptophyta; Magnoliopsida; Cucurbitales; Cucurbitaceae. The record is from RefSeq and is a predicted model, not a curated record. Gene Ontology annotation, molecular function: DNA binding. Gene Ontology annotation, biological process: reproductive process; regulation of transcription by RNA polymerase II; DNA-templated transcription.
UUUCAAAAGAGCAAUUCAAAAUUCGGCGGUCUUCUCUCAGCCACAUUUGAAAAAACCGCCGAACCUUCACCAUCUUCUGGAAGAAAAUUACCAAUGCUCCAUUUUCGCGCAGUUAAAGAUGGUGGUUUUGAGUGUUAGCCGACGAAUAGGCGAGAUAAAAUUCAAUGGCGCCUAAAAAAAAAUCUAGAAGCCUGAACGGGAGACCACUUCAUACAAAUGUCCCCUCGGCUCAGAAAAAUUAUAGGAGCUGCAAGAAUCAAAAGAAGAAAUUGUCUGAUAAGUUAGGACCUAAAUGGAGCAAGGAGGAAAUCAAGUGUUUCUAUGAAGGCUAUAGGAAAUUCGGCCAAGACUGGGAGAAGGUGGCUUCUUCUAUAUAUGAUAGAUCAAUAGAGAUGGUAGAAGCUCUUUACAAUACGAACAAGGCAUAUCUCUCCUUGCCAGAGGGAACAGCUUCUGUUGUUGGUCUUACAGCGUUGAUGACAGAUUACUAUCAUGUUAUGGGAGGUAGUGAUAGUGAACGUGAGAAUUAUGAUGCUUCAGGUUUUCAAAAACUUCCAAAGACCAAUCAAGGGAAAGUUAAAAUGAGUGUCUCAAAUGAAGACCAUUUGACUACUCAUUCAGUUACAGCAAGUGGUGGAUGCUUGUCUUCGCUUAGGAGUUUAUAUUAUGGUGAUCAACCUCGUGUUGUGGGGAAAAGGACACCUCGAUUUCCUAUUUCAUGUUCAAAUACAAGAGAUGAAUGGGAAAGUCGUGCUUCUGAAAGUAAAAGUUGGCAGAAAUCAGAAGUUGAUGUUAAUAGUGACGAAGUUGAACAUGUUGCCGCCUUAGCUUUGACUGAAGCCUCACAAAGAAGAGGCUCUCCCUCAACAUCUGUGCCUUGCAAGAUAAAAGAGAACAUGAAAUCCUCAUAUGAGGUCAGUGGAGGACAUAAAGGGAGACCAUAUGAAGAAUAUGGUUGCGAUCCUAACUCCUUAGUAGAUAGAGAAUGUGUAAAGACAGUUGAAGCUCAUCACAAGACGAAGAAAUGGUACAGAAAGAAGAAAGUUAUAGAUGUUAAAAACAGGCGGUCUCAUCAAAAUGUUGAGUAUUUAACAGAAAAUAGACUUGAAACAUCUAAUAUGGAUGACUUAUGCAGCCUCAGCGUUCCAGAGGGAAACGUUGGUACUGAAAUUUCAAAUGCAGAAUAUGAGCUAUUGUCUCCACUAGUUGAGGGAAAGAAAAGCAGGAAGCUGUUGCAUGAAGAUGAGAACACUGCUUUAGAUGCUUUGCAGACCUUAGUUGAUUUGUCUUUAAUGAUGCCAUAUACUGCCGCAGAAUCAGAAUCAUCUGCCCAAUUGGUGGAGGAAACUGAAUCGUUCAAUUUGGAAGACAAAUCUUGUAUUCCUCAAGCUACAUUAUCAGCUCGAAGUAGAGAUAAAGGAAAGCAAACCAUGGUUAAUGCAAUUUCCGGUAUUGGGAAUACAAGUUAUAUGCAAUCAAAAUCUGGAAGGGGCUUGUCAAUCGAUGUUGUUUCUAAAAAGAAAAAACGGCUUGAACAACCUGACACAACAUGGAAAAGAAAACGCAAGUUAUUGAUACCUGAUGAUACAAAAGUUCACGUGGAUGUCCAUUUAUGUGAAAAUUUGAAGACUGAAGCCACAUCUGAACAUAUUGAACCAAUAGAUAAUGAAAAUCAAGUCACUUUACCAAUUAAGCUGGGGAGUCGAAGUAGACAUAAGAUGGAACUUAAAAAAUUAUUGACCCCUCAAAAGACGAAGUCCUGUGAUGACAAAUUGGAAAAAAUGCCCAUGAAAUAUUCCACCUCUACGCAAGACAGAGGAUUCUUCCUCAAGGAUAAACUUUCUAAUUGCAUGUCAUCCACUUUGGUACGUAGAUGGUGUGUUUUUGAAUGGUUUUAUAGUGCAAUUGAUUAUCCUUGGUUUGCAAGAAGGGAAUUUAUUGAGUAUUUGGAUCAUGUUGGCCUGGAAAACCUCCCAAGGUUAACUCGUGUUGAAUGGGGUGUCGUAAGAAGCUCCCUCGGUAAACCUCGGCGGUUUUCUGAACGUUUUCUUCAUGUGGAAAGAAUGAAACUUGAACAUUACCGGGAAUCUGUCAGACAACAUUAUUCUGAACUUUGUGCUGGUAUUCGCGAAGGACUUCCUACAGAUUUGGCAAGACCUUUGUCUGUUGGACAGCGUGUUAUAGCUUUGCAUCCAAAGACAAGAGAAGUUCACGAUGGAAGUGUGUUAACGGUUUAUAAUGACAAGUGCAGGAUUCUGUUUGAUGAUCAAAUGGUCGGAGUCAAACUAGUGAUGGAUUUUGAUUGCAUGCCUUCCAAUCCAAUGUAUAAUUUGCCAGAAGCUCUUAAACGACAGAGCUGUUCCAUCAACACACUGUAUCUUGAAUGCAAAGAGCCACAAGCAAAUAUGCAUCCAAAUCUGAGUAGAAAAUUGGAGAAGGCAUCCAGCCAACACACCACUCAUGGAUUGGUUCCUUACACUACCUUUAAUCUGAAGCAGCACAAUAAUUUCUCUGGGUACUCAUUGCCUCUGUGGUUGAAGCCUCAAGCCAAUACCAGUGCACUUAGAAGCAUCCCUUGUUCUUUAAAUGUUUCUCAAGAAUCAGGAUGUAGGGUGGCCGAUAUUGUCAAUGGCUCAAGGGAAAAGGCACAAUUGAUGGUAAAUGUUGCUGUUGAGGUCCUAUCAAGCACAAAGGAAGGUGAUGAUCCAUUGACAAUGGUUUGGGGGGCUUUGCAUUCUUUUGAUAAUCAAAUAUCAUCAUCUGGGUAUCAGAAACUUUCAAUCAAGUCUCAAGAUCUUAUGAAUGAUAACUUAGGUCACUUUAAUCAGUUUUGCUCAUCAGAACACCUUUCUGCCAGUGAUUCAUCUAUUCCAAGUUUGAGACAUCCUGACCAAGGUUAUGCUGGAGUUCCUUCAGAUCUAAUCACUUCGUGUGUGGCUGCCUUAUUCAUGAUACAGGCGUGUAUCGAGUGCCCGUAUCCACCGGGCGACGUGGCUCAGAUAUUGGGUUCGGCAGUAAAAAGUUUACACCCAAGAUGUUCUCAGAACCUGCAUUUUUAUAAAGAGAUUGAAACUUGCAUUGGAAGAAUCAAAACUCAGUUGUUAGCCAUUGUUCCAACUUGAAUUCAAUAUGAUCCUCACUGUUUCAUAUGUACAGUAAGUAGUGUGUAAUCCUUAAUAACUCCAAUAUUUUGAUCUUGCAGCUUCAGCUUUAUGUUACAAAUCUACCUC